Messenger RNA from Solanum pennellii, 1204 nucleotides. RefSeq lists its product as uncharacterized. Bases 168 to 953 code for a protein of 261 amino acids. NCBI's taxonomy places the organism in Eukaryota, Viridiplantae, Streptophyta, Magnoliopsida, Solanales, Solanaceae. Gene Ontology annotation, biological process: regulation of circadian rhythm; response to cold. The transcript is spliced from 5 exons. The record is from RefSeq and is a predicted model, not a curated record.
AAGCGUCGCCACGUACGAAUUUUGUGGGGCCCACCACCGCAGCCAACGUAGAAGUCCCCCAACUUGUGUGACCCAAGAGAGACCAGAGGGUUCUUUUUCUCUUCUUCUUUGAGAUCUUACAUUCACGGACAUCGGAAAUAGAGGAAACCUGCCGGAGUGACUCGCCGAUGUCAUCGGACAGUUGCAUCGCUGUGUUGAGUCGAUCGGAAUCUGGCGCUGGCGAGUCUUCUUCUCUGAUAAUUGAGAAUUUCAAACAUGAUUUUGUUCAGACUGGAAAUGAUGAGUGCAUGGGAUGGACAAAUGAGAAGCACAAUGCGUUUCUUGAUUGUCUUGAAACAUCAUUUGUUAAGCAGUUGCACAGAUCAAUGAUCUUGCGUGCUGGCUGUGGGGAACUGAACAGGAGUUCCAGAAAUUUGUCUAAAAAGCUGUUCAACAAUGAUAUAGCUAAUAAGCAGUUCACUGCUUGGCGAGAUACAAGUUGGAAGAUCAAUAUUGAGAGCGACAAACCUGAGCUAUUGGUCGGGCAGGGUGAUGAGUACCAUCACUUUGCGGAUCUCCAAUUAUGUUCUAGACUCUUUACCGAGGAAAAUCAAAGAAGAGAUAAGAGGACUUCAUCUCAUGGACUCAAAGAGAGAUCGAAUCUGCCCCUUCCCAUCCCUGCAGAACUUCUUAAAACAGUUAGCAGAAUUGCUGAAGGUUCAGGUCAGAAUUUUGUGGAUGAAGAUUUCGAAGAAAACUCGAGGAGCAAAAAGCUGAAGACAGCCAUGACAGAUACUGCAGACAAUAAGCAACCUAUGUUCGUGGAGGGGAGGGUUGAGAACCCCGUGUUCAUAGAGGUCAAUUCGUUGACCUCCGAGCUCGUGGAAGACCUGCUGCAUUCGCGGAGGUCUAGCUUAUUAAAAUGCGCAUUGGCGGGCAGGGAGCGUUCGCGAAGGAUCCGUGGCAAUGUUUAAACCCAGUUUCGUGGUUUCAUCCCCAUUUUCAUUUUUGGAGCUUGGAGAACUCGGUAGAGGAGAUUUCGACUGGGUUUUUCAAGAUAAAUUGUGGAUAAUGUUUCUUAACUUUAAAUCUUUGAUAACUCAUUAUUAUUAUUGAAUUUAUGAGUUUAAAUCAAAAUUUUAGGUUGAUAAGUUGGGGGUUCUUCAUGAACUUGAGUUUGAAGUAAUAAUGAGUUUAUGAACUAAUUUUAAGCCUUUUUUCAAAA